Molecule: messenger RNA, 5575 nt
Organism: Epinephelus lanceolatus (giant grouper)
Lineage: Eukaryota; Metazoa; Chordata; Actinopteri; Perciformes; Serranidae
Product: zinc finger protein GLIS2-like
Biological process (GO): regulation of transcription by RNA polymerase II
Cellular component (GO): nucleus
Molecular function (GO): DNA-binding transcription factor activity, RNA polymerase II-specific; RNA polymerase II cis-regulatory region sequence-specific DNA binding
Source: RefSeq, a predicted model, not a curated record
GCAACUGGGCGAUGCGCCUCCAAGCAGAUCCUCUACCUUUCUGGAUUUGACAUUCCCAGCGCAGCCUGCAUCCUCACAUCUGAGUGACAUUCAGCUGUCAGUGAUUUCCUCAGCUUGCGUCAGUCUAAUUUUGACAGAAAACUAUUCACAAGACAAGGUUUUCGGCUAUAUCCGAAAACUGACCACUCGCAACAGGCAUUUUAUUCCCUCUUGAACGAUCCCCUGUGGGAGGAUUUGCUUUCAAAAUAUUUUAAUUUGAAACCAGCCAGAGACAGCUGAUAACUUGAUCGGAGAUGGUUCAGGAAACGCCGGACAAACUCGCUUGAUUUGGGUGAUUUUUGUCCUCAGUUUGUGUCUAUUGGAGGCUCGAAAGCAUCUUCAGACAGACCGCAGGGAGCAGAGGAGGCUGUUACACCGUCUACAGGCUGUUGUAAGGUGGGCAGGAGCAACCAGCAGCCAUGCUGUCAUUGGACGAGCCGCUGGACUUGAAGCUUCCCUCAGGACGGACAGAUGGUCCACUCAGAUUAGGAAAGAGGGCUUGUCCCUCCUCUAUCUGCGCCCCUCUCAGCGUCACACGACCACGCCUGCUAUGCACAACCUUUCCGUCUCCACCCUCCUCCCCAGAGUCCCAGACUUCCCCUCAAGAACGACCCGGGUCCUGCUUCAGUCCUCCAGCCAUGGACCUCAGCCUGUCACCCUCUUCCCGCCAUGCCUCCUCCCUCUCCCCGUCUCCUUCCUCCCCUUCCUCCCCCUUCCCCUCCUCCCCCCUGGAGUCCCCUCACAGCAGCAGAAGCCCUCAGCCACAUCUCUUCUCACGGGAACCAGCUCGUCAUCCAGGUCUGGAGGGCGGCGCUUCACCAAAGGGUUAUCCAUUUUAUCUGCCGAUCGGCAGCCCACCGAGGGCGUACAGCUUUCCCUCCUCUAUCUUCAUCGGCCCGAACAGAGAGAAGCAAGUUUCACCAGAGCCCUCAUUGGACGGUCAGCUGGCCUGCCGUUGGAUGAAGUGCCACCUGCUGUUCGACUCGCUGCAGGACUUGGUGGAUCACAUCAACGACUUCCACGUCAAGCCUGACAAGGACUCUGGAUACUGCUGUCAGUGGGAGGGCUGUGCUCGAAAUGGCAGGGGCUUUAAUGCCAGGUAUAAAAUGCUGAUUCAUAUCCGCACACACACCAAUGAGAAGCCGCACCAUUGUCCCACCUGUAACAAGAGCUUCUCACGGCUGGAGAACCUGAAGAUACACACCCGCUCACACACAGGAGAAAAACCCUACAUCUGCCCCUAUGAAGGCUGCAGCAAACGUUACUCCAACUCUAGCGACCGCUUCAAACACACCCGCACCCACUACGUUGACAAGCCAUACUACUGCAAGAUGGCAGGCUGCCUGAAGCGCUACACAGAUCCCAGCUCGUUACGCAAGCACAUCAAAGCCCAUGGGCACUUUGUUGCCCAGGAGCAAGGUGCUCCGAGCAGGCUGGGGGCGGGGCUAGGCCUCGCCGGGCACCAGAGUGCAGCUGAGCAGCCCUCCGUAGGCGGGGCCCACAUCCUCAUCCCUGGGGCUGCUGCAGCUCUUCUUGGAGGCCUGGGGACCUCUUUGCCUCUCUCUGCUUUCUGCCACGCCAGAGCCCUGGGCCACCACAGGGCACCACUCUUCUCCAUGGGUGGAGGGAGCGGCAUGGGGCCGCUCAGCCUCUCAGACUCUCCUCUGCUACACUUUGGACUUUCAGCUGCAUCAGUGUUGGGGCUGGGAGCACUUGGAGGUCUGGGACGGAUGGCAGGGAAGGAGACAGAAGGCGAAGAGGAGGAGGAGGAUGGAGAGGAGGGGGAGGUGCUGAACCUGUCUGCAGGAGUGGGGCACAGACGAAGUGACCCUUUGUCCUGGGUGGUUGUUCCCCCGAGGGCACUCCUCCUCAAACCAGCUGUUGUCAGCUAAGGUAUGCACUCAGCAAUGCAUAGAACCAGGGAGUGUGUUUUUCUGUGUCCAUGGUUACACACAUGUAUGUCUGUGUGUGUCCAUUCACAGGCAUACGUGCAUGUGUAUGAUGAGUGUGUGUGUGUGUGUGUGUGUGUGUGUGUGUGCAUGUGCGUGUGUGUGCAUGUGAGGGAUCAAGGGUCGCUGACACCUGCAGAGCCAUAAAAAGCACUUCAGUCAUUCCAGCCCAGAAACAACUAAAGACAGACUGAUAGACUGAAGGACACAAGUCUGUGUUGAGUCUACAAAGCCUGCACAAGAACUUGUUGGGUUGUGUGUUGGAUUGCAAAAGUUUUACACUUUAAAAGGUCAGUUCGUCCAAAUGACAGAAAGUAUUUUAAAAAAGUACCCUUAGUGAUAUCUGGCCGUGCAGAUCUAUCUACAUCUACUGACAUUUUAAGAUAUUUUUCUUAGAUUUUAGUAAAAACAGCAUUAAAAAGGACAUUUGAAAGAUUUAACACUAACUUUUCUUUUUACAAAGUUCUUAUCCACAGGCGUCACUGUGAACACUUUCUUUAUUUGCACGACUUUGCAAUAAGAUUUUUCAAAUGUAAUUUAUAGCCAGGCAAAGGAUAGCAUUGGAAAUAGGUCAUUUUAUACAGACAUUUAUGGUUCCCAGAGGAUGAAUCCUACCAGCCGGUGUGAUCCUUUGACCUUUCGUCUAAUGCCAUCAUCAGGUCAACAUUUUAAUUUGGAACCCUGUCUCCUAGAAACUACGUUUCUAUGUAACUAAACUGCUUUCUUAAUUACAUAGUGGCAACAUGAUUGCUGCCUAAAGUUUCUCUCAGGUAACAAUACACUACAUUCAUGUAUCAAGUAGACUUCAGAGGGAGAUGUUUGAGUUACUUUGGGUUUGAAUCUGGGUUCCUGUCUUACGUUUAGGUAACAAAUGCACUUUGGUUGCUGAUACCUUCAGUAUCAGUAUUUUUGCAACAUGGUAGACACAUUUUAGCAACAUUUUCCCAUGAUGUUACCAGAAAACGUAAUCUGCUUGGCAUUAAAUUUCCCUCAAAAUGUAUUUGUCAUUUUAAAUUAGUUUCUAGGAGACAGGGCAAUUUGUCCAAUUCUUUGGCCACUUACCUGCAAAAAUACGACAUCCACAUCAAAAUUCUUUGCGUUUAUUGCUUAUAACAACAUGUAAGCGUGCCAACAUGCCAAAUUAAGAUUAAAAUUAAAAUGGCUAACAUCUUAUUUGCUUAACAUUAGCUUGUCUUGUUGCAAUGCUAUGAGCCUUACAUAUCAAACUCCUGACUGUAUAUAGCAGAUGUUUUUGAGGUGGAUAUCUCUAAACCACAUCUGUCUGCAUGGCUUGAUAUCACAUAAGUGAGAAAUAUGUUUGAAUCAGGUGAACUGACCCUUUAAUAUUCAUUGAUUCACCCAGUGACUGUAUAAAAAGAUGGACAACAUGCCUCCACUUCCUCCAGACUGUACAAAAAUGAUGUCAAAAUAUCCUGAACAUGGCCACUGCCAUCUUGCUCUGAUGACGUCAUUUGGUGCUACAGCCAACACACUAGCCGUCUCCAUGGUAUCGACCAAUGGCAAGCAGCACCAUUGAUUAUUAGCACACCAAUUGGCACACACAGCUAUCAAAUAACAGAUUAAAACCAAACUUAUCAGAAAAGCGAUAAGAACUACUUAAAUUGACAGAAACCAUCUUUGGGAAAAAUAUAUUUGAUGUUCACUUUGAUCUUUUAGUUUGGCCCAUGUCCCAUCCUCUAACAUGGAGGGGGCAGGGUUUAUGACUUCUACUGUACAGCAGCUGGCCACCAGGGGGCGAUCGAGAUGUUCUGGCUUCACUUUUUGGGAGCUGUCAUAUCGUCCAUCUUUAUAUACAGUCUAUGGAUUCACCCAUCGCCUUCCAUUCGUCUACACUUUGACUUCAUGGUCAAAAAACAUGUUACAGUGGACAGUCACCUGUAUUAUAUUUACUGAUCCAGGUCAUGAAAGAGCAGAUGCACUAACCAUUUUGUAGUUUUUACGUUCGACAACCCCCACUGACUGCUGCCAUAGACCCAUUUUUACUCAUAAAUAAAUAUGGGCAGAAGCAGGAUUGCGGGGAGCAACAAGAAGAACAUUAAUGAUUACGCAUUGUAGACUUCAACAUUGUUACAGCCAUUGUAUUUUUUCCUUCUGGCAAAAUGAAGAGUUUGUGCAAUUAAGGGGUUACAUUUCAAAAUAAGAAAUCGAUCAGUUAAAAAAAUCGACACUAAAUCCCAUAAAAUUACAGCUGAUGUUAAAAACAUGUUUUUGUGAUAAUUUUUAAUACAACUGUUUACAAAAUAUUUAUGCUUGAGAAGAUGUUACAGACUUUACAUGGUAGUCUGGUUACAAAAUUAACUCAAGGUGAUUGGGUGUCAUACUCAGUCAUGUCAUUUAAAGAAGGUUUCUGUGGAUUUGAUAGUAUCUGGUGGUAAUUACUUGUCAUGUGCAACUUGCUUCAUUUUCAAGCCCACACAAACAAAAUAAUUAAUAGGGUUCAUGAUACGAUAUUAUAUUGAUUCUGUGGACAAUGAUACAAUAUUUGCUGAUAUCACAAAGUCUGCCAUGACAUGAUUUCGAUUUGAUUCAGUUCAGGGGGCUGCGAUCGAUAUUAGACAAUAUAUCGAGACGAGACGAAGGAGGUGUGCUUGGCCAGAAAUGGUGACAGGUGCUCCAUAGGAAUACCUCUUUAAAGUGAUGAUAUGCAUCAAUGGUUUCACUUUUCAUCGAUAAUAUUGGAUCGUUGAUCAUCGAAUUGAUAUAACGAUCCGAACAAUGUACACCUCUAAUAAUUAGCCCCCUUGAGUAAAACUCAAAUUGCAUCAUAAUUUAUGACGCAGUAAUCCCACUGAUUGUAAAGUGACCUGAGUUUGUCUGUCAGCUGCUCUGUGGUUUGUUUCAACCCCCGGAGACCUUGACGUUUACGACACUACAGUGUGUGACGAAAGACAAUAAUCUACACAAAGCUAUCUGUUCGACCAUGUGAUUUUCCAAGUCGCAAGAAGAAAGACAUAAACUGUGUUGACGCAACUGAAUGUAGGUUUGAGUUAAACUCCUUCGCUUGCAGUUUAUUUUAGCUCAUUCUUUGCUCUAAUAAUCAUUCCAAGACAACGAUCUAGACCGGAUCUGCCCUGCCUUUACGACAAGACCAACUGAGGUAAAUAUUCAAGCGGGAAUAAAGUAGACAAAGGUGUGUAUUACACAAUAGUUAGUACACAUUUGCUUUACUAAAAAGGUACACAGGAAUAAACCAAACAGUGGUUUAAAGAGCUGCCUCGAAUAUUUUUGAAGGGGAAAUGUUUGACAAUGGCCACGUGUGGCCAGUAUCUGUGUCAAUUUAUCUCGUAUCCUUGUUUGCACAUUGAUUGAUCCUAAUCAGUAUUUCAACGGUGUCCAAGUGCCUUGUGUUUCAUCCGAAAUAUACCACACAAUAUAUGAAAAAUAUUUACACAAAUGUAAAGUGUAUAAAUGUACUUUUCAUUGCAUUUUAGAAAACUGAAGUUUAAUAAUAUGACAACAGAUGUGAUUUGUACAUCAGGGCCACUGCAACACUUUCCAAGGAUGUCACCAGUGUUGAUGACUGUGACAAUGACUCAAUGUCAAUAAACACAAAUUAAAAAAAAAAA